AUGUCGUUCAAGUCCUCCGAUUCAGAUUAUACACCAACAUGGCAGCGCCUCACUUCCAAUAACAGUACUAUCUGUCGGCUUACGUUCAAAAUCCCCGAGGACAUGGGCCCGCCAGUUUACAUGUACUACCGCCUCACAAAUUUCUAUCAGAACCACCGGCGAUAUGUGAAGUCCUUGGAUGUCGACCAGCUGAAAGGAAAGCCACUGGAUAACAACACCAUUGGAAGUAGCUCCUGCGAUCCGCUCAGGCUUGAUCCGUCCGGCAAAGCGUACUAUCCAUGCGGCCUGAUCGCGAAUUCCUUGUUCAACGACACCAUCAACAGCCCCGAAUGGUUAAACGGAGACGGAGACAGUGCCGAACCCUACGUCAUGUCUAACAAAAACAUUGCAUGGGACAGUGACAAGCAGCUCAUCAAGAAGACGCAAUACACCCCGGAUCAGGUGGUCCCUCCCCCGAACUGGCGCGAACGCUACCCCAAUGGGUACGCCGAUGGGAUCCCUAAUCUGAACGAAGACGAAGAGUUCAUGGUCUGGAUGAGAACCGCCGCAUUGCCGACGUUCAGCAAGCUGUCCCGUAGGAAUGAUACGGUGAAGAUGUCAGCAGGUAUCUAUCGGCUGGACAUCGUUGAUCGCUUUCCUGUUACUGAAUAUAGCGGAACAAAAUCGAUUCUUCUGUCUACGCGCACCGUUGUCGGUGGUCAGAACCCAUUCAUGGGUAUUGCGUACGUUGUCGUCGGCGGUAUCUGUGUCCUUCUCGGGGCCCUUUUCACGCUCGCGCACUUGAUCAGACCCAGGAAACUCGGAGACCACACCUAUUUGACUUGGAACAGUGAGCAAGAGAGUACGGCUGUUGCAACCGGAAGGGAUGAUCGAUUUGGGUCACAUGCGCCUUAA
Molecule: messenger RNA, 894 nt
Organism: Aspergillus terreus NIH2624
Lineage: Eukaryota; Fungi; Ascomycota; Eurotiomycetes; Eurotiales; Aspergillaceae
Product: CDC50/LEM3 family protein
Exons: 3
Coding region: 1-894 (297 amino acids)
Cellular component (GO): plasma membrane; endoplasmic reticulum; Golgi apparatus
Source: RefSeq, a predicted model, not a curated record